AUGAAGCCAGAUAGAAGAGGUAGUGGCCCGUCAACUUCACAAGGUGGACAAGCAGCAUAUCGAAAUGGAAAAGACAUCACUAACCCAAGAGACUGGUAUUGUUUGUUAUCUGAAAAGGUUUGCUGUAAACAUGGUAUCUAUGGUUUCAAUCACCCAGAAGAUAACUCCUUUCUUCCUCAGUUAGCACAAGAGCUAGACCUAUCUUACGAUGUAGCGAAGUCAUCUUACGCUGGAGGAUCUACUUUCCGACGUUCUUCCAUUAGCAAGAGCAGUUCUGCUUAUCAACAUGAUUCACCAAUCAAACGCCACUCAACUCGAUUGUUCGAUCUGUCACCGUCCAUGGAAUCAACAUGGACCAGUUUCUACAAGAAGCAAGAACUAGAAACCCAAAAGAAGAAACCAAGCCGUGUAACAUUUCUAGAUGUACCAGAUUACAAGCGAUCAGUUUCGUUUCCCAAACUUAAAGGUGUAAAAACCAAGGGUAUAAUUCCAGAAACCAGUGUGAUCGAAAAUGAAAACCUUGCUCACAGCCACAACGAAAAUUUGGAGGAGUGGUUUUCUCAGAUGCCAGACGAAACUACAACGAAGGCUAAACGCAAAGUCAUGGAACAAGAUAUACAAGAAAGUGUGUUGAAAAAGGGUGUCCAUACCAAUGUUCCCAUUCCUAAGAUGACCAAGAGCUUCAAGGAAAGCAUGAGCAACUUCCCACCAUGCUAUAAAGAUUUGCGUUCUGUGAAUACCGAGGAACCAAUUCUUAUCGAUAGAGACAUUUACAAACUUCAACUCAAAUCGCUGUUCAAGCUUAAUAAUGGGAAUCCAUCGAUGAUCGAUAGAUUAGAUAAGAAAAAGCGAGAGUACAUUGUCGUAUCACCAGUGCCUCGGGAAGAUUUUGUUUAUCACCGCGAGAACGUCGACUCGCCUUCUCCCAGCGACCAUGACUCAGAAAGUGCAUUGGGAUUCGAUCCCGAAGAAUGUCAAUUGUUCAUCGUCAGCACCAAACGCAGUGUCCCUCAGGAAUCAGACUCUAACCAAUCUUUCCAUCAUGCGAGCAUGCCAAGACAGAAAAGAUUAAAACGUCUGAAAAAUGUGUACGGUACGAAGCCCAUGAGCAGGUUCCAACAAUACGCCGAGUCGAAGGACAGUUGCGAAUCUGGAACGACAUUGUUGAGUCUUGGUGAAAACCAGUACAAUCCUCUUACGAGGCAACCGAAACACAUUCGAGAAACUCUCAGACGACAAGAACACAAGGUCGAUACUCCGGUUGUGGUCGAUAAUGAUUCACUUCCCAUCAGCGAAGAAGUAGAAUCUAAAGAAAACAUUGCUACCUCACCCAGGGACUUUGAUAAAAAGAAAUUAGCCCGACUUGCCAAAUAUAAACCGUUAGAACCAUUCAGUGAAAACCGCCGGAUGCUAAGUCCGGUAAGCGACUUCAAAAUUGUUGAGUUCAGCAAACGAAAAGAAAUUCCUCGAUUACACCAUCCUGUGUUCAAAUUGGACCUGAAAUGUUAUUCCCCUUAUUUCGAAAUUCCCAAUAAUGAUGACAAUGCCGAGUUCAAAACAAUCGAAGAUUUAAUUCCUCUAAAAAUUGAAAAAGGCGUGGUGAUUGUAGGGAGUGCAAAAAGUGCCAAAAGCAGUCAUCGAUGCGUCAAUUAA
This is a messenger RNA of Lottia gigantea (owl limpet), 1653 nucleotides long. RefSeq lists its product as hypothetical. NCBI's taxonomy places the organism in Eukaryota, Metazoa, Mollusca, Gastropoda, Lottiidae. The coding region runs from base 1 to 1653 and encodes 550 amino acids. The record is from RefSeq and is a predicted model, not a curated record. The transcript has a single exon.